GUCAUCAUUGGCCAACUGAAAGAAGCCCGCGAUAAGCGUUAUAAAACUCGUCUGGCCGAAUGGGAAGAGCUGUGUGACACCACACGAACUCAGCGGUUGGCCGAGCUAAAGGCGAAACGUGAGGCGGAGGCGGCAGCUGAAGCGGAGCGCAAAGCACGUGAAGAAGAAGCCGCUAGGCGUGAAGCUGAAUUGGCAGCGGAAGCUGAACGAAUCAAGCAAGCACAAAAGGCGAAAGAAGCUGAAGAAAGAGCCGCCGCAAGAGAAGAAGAAGAAAGACAACGCGCUGCAAAUCGAAAAACGGAACCAGAACAAUCUCCUUUCCCUCCUCGUCCUGCGGAUUCCACUCCUCGUUAUUCUCGACCGCCAGGUUCCAUGCUAAGUCGAAACGAACCUCUGCGUUCCCAAGGUAUAGCUGACACGACUGAUUGGAUACGAGGUAGCGCUGUCAAAGCCCCAACUGCUUUUGAAGUAUCUCCCAAGCGUCCAACAGCACCCGUUGAACCCGCCGCUCGUCCGGAACAUCCAGCACCAGCGUUUGGUCGCGGUCCUCGCAGGACAAUGCCCGCGGAGUUCGAAUCUGCUCUACACGAUGAUGACGCCGGCGGUGGCUGGACUCAAGUCGGACAACCUAAAGAUUCAGAUCGAGCACACAACCGGCCCUAUGUUCCUCCUAGCCUGGGUCGUGGUGCUCGACACUCUGCCAUGCCUGGCGGGAUGCGAUCGGGUCCCCCACGUCGCGAGCGAGGCACCUUUGGAUUUUCCGGUGAUGCUAACGAUUGGAGCCGGGGAAGUACAGUGGGUUCCAACCGUGGUGGGUCUAGUGGCACAACCCAAGGAUCCAAUUGGCGUGCACCACCAAAGAACUAG
Echinostoma caproni is the source of this 867-nucleotide messenger RNA. The record is from the annotation of a GenBank genome assembly. NCBI's taxonomy places the organism in Eukaryota, Metazoa, Platyhelminthes, Trematoda, Plagiorchiida, Echinostomatidae.